This is a messenger RNA of Erinaceus europaeus (western European hedgehog), 3463 nucleotides long. RefSeq names its product TBC1 domain family member 31 (gene TBC1D31). The record is from RefSeq and is a predicted model, not a curated record. The transcript has 22 exons. Bases 113 to 3316 code for a protein of 1067 amino acids. Gene Ontology annotation, cellular component: centrosome. Gene Ontology annotation, molecular function: protein binding. Lineage: Eukaryota; Metazoa; Chordata; Mammalia; Eulipotyphla; Erinaceidae.
AUGUUGGUGGGCGGGUCCUCAAGUUUCCCGGGCCAGGAGCGCGGGGCCUGCCGGGAAGGUGCCUUGACGGUUGUCUACUGGGUAGCAGGCGACCCGCCGCCUGGGCAUCAGCAUGCAGAGCACCGACCUGGGCAACAAAGAGAGCGGCAAAAUAUGGCACCGCAAGCCGUCCCCGGCCUCCCGGGACGGGAUUAUAGUGAACAUCAUUCACAACACUUCAGAUUACCUUCCCAAAGUUUUGCGGUUUUUGAAUGUGGCUUUUGAUAGCUCUGGUGAUUGUUUAAUUGCCGGGGAUCAUCAAGGAAAUAUCUAUCUUUUUGACUUACAUGGAAAUAGGUUUAAUCUUGUUCAGCGAACAGCACAAGCUUGCACUGCUCUGGCCUUUAAUCUUCGCAGGAAGUCUGAGUUCCUUGUGGCAUUAGCUGACUAUUCUGUUAAAUGUUUCGAUACAGUUACCAAGGAGCUCGUUAGCUGGAUGAGGGGACAUGAGUCAUCAGUCUUCUCAAUCUCAGUGCAUGCCUCUGGGAGAUACGCCAUCACUACCUCUUCUGAUACAGCCCAGCUAUGGGACUUGGAUACCUUUCAGAGAAAAAGAAAGCUGAAUAUUCUUCAGUCUGUGGGCAUACAAAAGGUUUUCUUUCUACCGUUAAGUAAUACCAUCCUCAGCUGUUUUAAAGAUAAUUCCAUCUUUGCCUGGGAAUGUGAUACUCUUCUUUGCAAAUAUCAGUUGCCGGCUCCACCUGACAGCUCUUCUAUGUCAUAUAAAGUAUUUGCUGUCACCAGAGAUGGUCGAAUCUUAGCUGCAGGAGGCAAAUCAAAUCAUCUUCAUUUGUGGUGCUUGGAAGCUAAGCAAUUAUUUAGAAUUAUCCAAAUGCCCACUAAAGUUCGAGCUAUUCGCCAUCUAGAAUUUCUUCCUGAUAGUUUCGACGCUGGUUCUAAUCAGGUUCUUGGAGUGCUGAGUCAAGAUGGAAUUAUGAGAUUUGUUAAUAUACAGACUUGUAAACUUCUUUUUGAAAUUGGGAGUCCUGAUGAAGGAAUCCACUCAUCAGCAAUUAGCCCUCAUGGACGGUUCAUUGCUUCUAUUAUGGAAAAUGGUAGCCUGAACAUAUAUUCAGUUCAAGCUUUAACACAAGAAGUAAAUAAGCCACCUCCUCCUUUAGUGAAAGUAAUUGAAGACUUACCCAAGAGUAUGAGAUCUGGUGAUCUCAAGCUGAAAGUAUCAUCAGGGAGAGUGCAGCGGCCAGCAAAAUCAAGGGAAAGCAAGACAAAAACUAGAAUAUUAAAGCAAGAUCUGACGGGUCACUUUGAAAAUAACGAGCAUGAAUUUUCUGAUGGACUAAGCAGAAAGCGUUUGCAAAUUUUAUUAAAGGGCUAUGGUGAAUAUCCAACAAAAUACAGAAUGUUCAUUUGGCGCUCUCUGCUACAACUGCCUGAAAAUCACACUGCAUUUAGUAAUCUAAUAGAUAAGGGUAUUCACGUGGCAUUUCUCAACCUUCAGAAGAAAUACCCCAUCAAAAGUAGGAAACUACUCAGAGUAUUGCAGAGAACACUAUCUGCAUUAGCUCACUGGUCUGACAUCUUCAGUGACACACCGUAUCUUCCUCUUUUGGCAUUUCCGUUUGUAAAGUUAUUCCAGAAUAAUCAGCUCAUCUGCUUUGAAGUGGUUGCUACUCUUAUAACCAAUUGGUGUCAACACUGGUUUGAGUAUUUCCCCAAUCCUCCUAUCAAUAUUCUUGGCAUGGUUGAAAAUGUCUUGGCAUUUCAUGACAAAGAACUGCUGCAACACUUCAUAAACCAUGAUAUAACUUCCCAGCUAUAUGCAUGGCCUCUCCUUGAAACUGUGUUUUCAGAAGUACUGACAAGAGAGGAGUGGCUAAAAUUAUUUGAUAAUGUCUUUUCCAACCAUCCAUCAUUUCUCCUGAUGAGUGUUGUAGCCUACAAUAUUUGCUCCAGAGCACCUUUGCUCAACUGUAAUCUUAAAGAUGACUUUGAGUAUUUUUUUCACCAUCGGAAUAACUUGGAUAUAAGUGUUGUAAUUAAAGAAGCUUAUCAUCUCAUGGAUACCACGCCCACUGAUAUUCAUCCAGACAACCUGCUUGAUGUUUUUGUGGCACUGACAAAAGGUCAAUAUCCAGUAUUUAACCAAUAUCCCAAGUUUAUUGUGGACUAUCAGACACAGGAACGAGAAAGAAUAAGGAAUGAUGAGUUGGACUACUUAAGAGAAAGGCAGACAGUUGAAAAUUUGCAAGCUGAAGUAGAUCAGCAAAGAGUUGAAGAUGAAGCUUGGUACCAAAAACAAGAACUGCUCCGCAAAGCUGAGGAAAUGAGAAGAGAGAUGCUUUUACAAGAGGAGGAGAGGAUGCUGCAACAAAGAGAGAGACUAGCUGCUGUGAAGAGAGAGCUGAAAGUAAAGGAGUUGCACUUACAAGACGCAGCGAGGAGGCGUUUUCUCAAGCUCCAACAAGAUCAGCGUGAAAUAGAACUAAGAAGACUAGAGGAUGAAAUUGAGAGGAAGGUGCACCUGAGAGAUCGAGAAAUUGCUACAACAGCCAAAGACCUAGAAAUGAAACAUCUGGAACUUGAAUCACAAAAACGAUUGCUUGAGAAGCAGAAUCUUACUAGAAGCCAAGAAGCUGUUGCAAAGGAAAUGAGAGAAGAGUUAGAUGCCUUUAGAAGAAAAGUGGAUCUUGAAGAAGACAUGUUUCAUAAACUAAUAGACACAAAUAAAACUCAGAACCAAAAAGCUCAGAAGUUAAUUGAAGAAAAGUUGGCAAAAGCUACACAAGCGUGCCUCAAUACUGACUGGCGAAUUCAAGCUUUACAUAAACAAAGAUGUAAUGAUCUACAGAGAGGUGAAUGUUACUGGGAAAUGGCCAAACUCCUUCAGGAAAACAGAAGGAAAGAAUCAGAAGUAUUAAAUACAGUGAUGGCGGAGGAAGCUAAAAAGUGGGAGGAAGCUGAAGAAAAAGACUUUCAGUUGGAAUCAGAAAAGAAGGCUUCAGCUCUUGCAGAUGAGUCUAGACGAUUGUUUCUAGAGCAGGAGCUGAGUGAUGCUUUAGAACAUGCCAAACAUCCAUAUAAAAAAGUAGUACCCAGGAGCCAAACUAAACACUUUACCUCAAGCUGUUUGCCUAGAACCGCACAGUUAAGUGACAUUUCUGAAAUGGACUCCUCACUGCAGAGUUCUUUCAGUCAAAGAGAAAUGCAGUGGGACACGAUGGAACGAGAUCUGAUGGAAAGAGUGAGAAAUCUUCGCCAGAGACUCACUGCCCAGGCUCGUAACAGACGUCAAACACCUCAUCUCUUGACAAUAUAGGCUUACCACCUUGGGAAAGUGAGAGAGAGAGAGAGAUACCUAUUUUGCAAUCAAUGACACUGAUUUUUAAAUUAUUUAUUUUAAACUCCUGUGAAGAUCAACUUUUUGUACAGAAAAAUUGUGUAUAAAAUUAUGUGUUCUAUUUAA